GCGGCGGCGGCGCCGCGCGUGAGGGGCCGCCUGGGGCCGAGCGGGCGCCGCCAACAUGUCGGAUACCAAGGUAAAAGUUGCCGUCCGUGUCCGGCCCCUGAACCGACGAGAACUGGAACUGAACACCAAGUGCGUGGUGGAGAUGGAAGGGAAUCAAACGGUCCUGCACCCUCCUCCUUCUAACACCAAACAGGGAGAAAGGAAACCUCCCAAGGUAUUUGCGUUUGAUUAUUGCUUUUGGUCCAUGGAUGAAUCUAACACUACAAAAUAUGCUGGUCAAGAAGUGGUUUUCAAGUGCCUUGGGGAAGGAAUUCUUGAGAAAGCCUUUCAGGGGUAUAAUGCUUGCAUUUUUGCAUACGGACAGACAGGCUCAGGAAAAUCCUUCUCCAUGAUGGGCAACGCUGAGCAGCGGGGCCUCAUUCCAAGGCUCUGCUGUGCUUUAUUUCAAAGGAUCUCCCUGGAGCAAAAUGAGUCACAGACCUUUAAAGUCGAAGUAUCCUAUAUGGAAAUUUAUAAUGAGAAAGUUCGGGAUCUUUUAGACCCCAAAGGGAGUAGACAGUCUCUUAAAGUUCGAGAGCAUAAAGUUUUGGGACCAUAUGUAGAUGGUUUAUCCCAACUGGCUGUCACUAGUUUUGAGGAUAUCGAGUCAUUGAUGUCUGAGGGAAAUAAGUCUCGGACGGUAGCUGCGACCAACAUGAAUGAAGAAAGUAGCCGCUCGCAUGCUGUGUUCAGCAUCAUCAUCACACAGACGCUGUAUGACCUACAGUCUGGGAAUUCGGGAGAGAAAGUGAGCAAGGUCAGCUUGGUGGACCUGGCGGGUAGCGAGAGAGUGUCGAAAACGGGAGCCGCGGGAGAGCGACUGAAAGAAGGCAGCAACAUUAACAAAUCACUCACGACCUUGGGGUUGGUUAUCUCAUCUCUGGCUGACCAGGCAGCUGGCAAGGGUAAAAACAAAUUUGUGCCUUAUCGCGAUUCAGUCCUCACUUGGCUUCUUAAGGACAAUCUGGGGGGCAACAGCCAGACCUCUAUGAUCGCCACCAUUAGCCCAGCAGCAGACAACUACGAAGAGACCCUCUCCACGCUGAGAUAUGCCGAUCGAGCCAAAAGGAUCGUUAACCAUGCCGUUGUGAAUGAGGAUCCCAAUGCAAAAGUCAUCCGGGAACUGAGGGAGGAAGUGGAGAAACUGAGAGAGCAACUCUCGCAGGCUGAGGCUAUGAAGGCCCCUGAACUGAAAGAGAAGCUCGAAGAGUCUGAAAAGCUGAUAAGAGAACUAACAGUGACUUGGGAAGAGAAGCUGAGGAAAACAGAAGAAAUUGCACAGGAGAGGCAACGACAGCUUGAAAGUAUGGGGAUUUCCCUGGAGACGUCUGGUAUCAAGGUGGGGGAUGACAAGUGCUACUUAGUCAACCUGAAUGCAGACCCUGCUCUCAACGAACUUCUGGUUUAUUAUCUAAAGGACCAUACCAGGGUAGGUGCAGAUACCUCUCAGGACAUCCAGCUCUUUGGGAUAGGAAUUCAGCCUGAGCACUGUGAGAUUGAUAUUGCUUCUGAUGGAGAGGUCACCCUCACUCCAAAAGAAAAUGCAAGGUCCUGUGUAAACGGCACCCUCGUGGGCAGCGCCACCCAGCUGUGGCACGGGGACCGAAUCCUGUGGGGAAAUAACCACUUCUUCAGAAUUAAUUUACCUAAGAGGAAGCGGCGAGAUUGGUUGAAAGACUUUGAGAAAGAAACGGGCCCGCCAGAGCAUGACCUGGAUGCAGCCAGUGAGGCUUCCUCGGAACCAGACUAUAACUAUGAAUUCGCGCAGAUGGAGGUUAUCAUGAAAACGCUGAAUAGUAAUGACCCAGUUCAAAAUGUGGUUCAGGUCCUGGAGAAACAGUACCUGGAAGAAAAGAGGAGCGCCCUUGAGGAACAGCGGCUCAUGUAUGAGCGGGAGCUGGAGCAGCUCCGGCAGCAGUUGUCCCCAGAGAGGCGGCCCCGGAGCGGCGGCCCGGACCGCCUGGCCGACGGCAGCCAGACCGCUCAGCAGAAAGUGACCCAGUGGGCAGAGGAGAGGGAUGAACUCUUCCGCCAAAGCCUGGCAAAACUGCGGGAGCAGCUGGUCAAAGCUAACACCUUGGUGAGGGAGGCUAACUUCUUAGCCGAGGAGAUGAGCAGACUCACCGACUACCAGGUGACUCUGCAGAUCCCUGCUGCAAACCUCAGUGCCAAUAGAAAGAGAGGCGCGAUAGUGAGCGAGCCUGCUAUUCAAGUGAGGAGGAAAGGAAAGAGCACGCAAGUGUGGACCAUCGAGAAGCUGGAGAAUAAAUUAAUUGAUAUGCGAGACCUUUAUCAAGAAUGGAAGGAGAAGGUUCCUGAGACAAAGCGACUCUACGGGAAACGAGGUGACCCUUUCUAUGAAGCCCAAGAGAAUCACAACCUAAUUGGCGUGGCUAAUGUGUUCUUGGAGUGUCUGUUCUGUGAUGUGAAACUUCUGUAUGCAGUUCCUAUCAUCAGCCAGCAGGGGGAGGUUGCCGGGCGUCUCCACGUGGAGGUGAUGCGAGUUACAGGCACCGUCCCGGAGCGCGUGGUGGAGGAUGACUCCUCAGAGAACUCCAGUGAAAGCGGGAGUCUUGAAGUCGUAGACAGCAGCGGGGAAAUCAUUCACCGAGUCAAAAAACUGACGUGCCGGGUAAAAAUUAAAGAGGCAACUGGGCUGCCCUUAAACCUCUCAAAUUUCGUCUUCUGCCAAUACACAUUCUGGGACCAGUGUGAAUCCACAGUGGCCGCCCCUGUAGUGGACCCAGAGGUGCCUUCCCCACAGUCCAAGGAUGCCCAGUACACUGUGACCUUCUCUCACUGUAAGGACUACGUGGUGAGCGUAACGGAAGAAUUCCUGGAGUUCAUUUCAGAUGGGGCGCUGGCCAUCGAAGUAUGGGGCCACCGAUGCACCGGGAACGGCAGCUCUGUCUGGGAAGUCGAUUCCCUUCAUGCGAAGACAAGAACGUUGCACGACAGGUGGAACGAGGUUACUCGCAGAAUAGAAAUGUGGAUCUCCAUACUAGAGCUGAAUGAGCUGGGAGAGUACGCCGCUGUGGAGCUUCACCAGGCAAAAGAUGUCAACACAGGAGGUGUCUUUCAGCUCAGACAGGGUCAUUCCCGGAGAGUGCAAGUCACAGUGAAGCCUGUCCAGCGUUCUGGGACACUGCCACUCAUGGUCGAAGCUAUCUUGUCCAUCUCCAUUGGCUGCGUGACUGCCAGGUCCACCAAGCUCCAGAGAGGGCUGGACAGUUACCAGAGAGAUGAUGAGGAUGGUGAUGAUAUGGAUAGUUAUCAGGAAGAAGACUUAAACUGUGUGAGAGAGAGGUGGUCUGAUGCCCUCAUUAAACGGCGAGAAUACCUAGAUGAACAGAUUAAAAAAGUCAGCAAUAAAAAAGAGAAGACGGAGGACGACGUGGAGCGGGAAGCCCAUCUGGUGGAGCAGUGGGUAGGGCUGACGGAGGAGAGGAAUGCCGUGCUGGUACCUGCGCCCGGCAGCGGGAUCCCCGGGGCGCCCGCCGACUGGAUCCCACCACCUGGAAUGGAAACCCACAUACCUGUUCUCUUCCUUGAUUUGAAUGCGGAUGACCUCAGUGCCAAUGAGCAGCUUGUGGGCCCCCAUGCAUCGGGCGUGAACUCCAUCCUCCCCAAGGAGCAUGGCAGCCAGUUUUUCUACCUGCCCAUCAUAAAGCACAGUGAUGAGGAGGUUUCAGCCACAGCCUCCUGGGACUCCUCGGUGCAUGAUUCCGUUCACCUGAAUAGGGUCACCCCACAAAGUGAACGGAUUUACCUGAUAGUGAAGACCACAGUCCAGCUCAGCCACCCGGCUGCUAUGGAGCUGGUAUUACGAAAACGGAUUGCAGCCAAUAUUUACAACAAACAGAGUUUCACCCAGAGUUUAAAGAGGAGAAUAUCACUGAAGAAUAUAUUUUAUUCCUGUGGUGUAACCUAUGAAAUAGUGUCCAACAUACCAAAGGCAACAGAGGAGAUUGAGGACCGGGAGACUCUGGCUCUCCUGGCAGCGAGGAGUGAGAACGAAGGCACAGCAGACGGGGAGACGUACAUCGAGAAGUAUACGCGAGGCGUGCUGCAGGUGGAGAACAUCCUGAGCCUGGAACGGCUCCGGCAGGCAAUCACGGUCAAAGAAGCACUUUCCACCAAAGCUCGGCACCUGCGGCGAAGCCUCAGCACACCAAAUGUUCAUAAUGUGUCUUCUAGUCGACCAGACCUUUCUGGCUUUGACGAUGAUGAUAAGGGUUGGCCAGAGAACCAGUUAGACAUGUCUGACUACAGCCCCAGUUACCAGGAUGUAUCGUGUUAUGGAACUUUGCCCAGGGAUUCACCUCGAAGGAGUAAAGAAGGCUGUACGUCAGAGAAUCCUCAUGCCUUAACAGUCAGCCCUUUUAAAGCAUUCUCACCUCAGCCGCCAAAGUUUUUCAAGCCCCUAAUGCCUGUAAAAGAAGAGCAUAAGAAAAGGAUGGCACUUGAAGCGAGGCCUCUUCUAAGCCAGGAGAGCAUGUCUCCACCUCAGGCACGUAACCCUGGCUGCAUUGUGCCCUCGGGAAGCAAUGGCAGCAGCAUGCCUGUAGAACACAAUAGCAAACGUGGGAAGAAGAUUGACUCUGAAGAGGAGGAAAACGACCUAGAAGCUCUUAACCGGAAGCUGAUAAGUUCACAGCCUUACGUACCUGUGGAGUUUGCCGACUUCAGUGUUUACAAUGCCAGCUUGGAGAACAGAGAGUGGUUUUCUUCUAAAGUCGAUUUGACGAACUCAAAGGUCCUGGAGAAAGAAGUGUCCUGCAGCCCCACCACCAGCAGCAUCACCAGUGGCUACUUUUCCCACAGUGCCUCCAACGCCACCCUGUCUGACAUGGUGGUCCCUUCUAGUGACAGCUCAGAUCAGCUGGCCCUUCAGACAAAGGAUGCAGACUCCAGUGAGCAUCCCGGAGCAUCACUUGUGCAUGACUUCAGACCGUCCUCAAACAAAGAGUUGACAGAACUAGAAAGAGGCUUGGUAAAGGAUGAGAUGACGAUGGUGCCACUCAAGGAAAACAGUGCCUUAGCCAAAGGGAGCCCAUCAUCCCAAAGCAUCCCGGAGAAAAGCUCCAAAACCUGCUGUAGGACCAGCUCAUGUUCAGAACAAGAUGCCUGCUCCAGCAAAAAUGGCCAGCCGGCCAUGGGAUUCUGCCCCAGGGAGGUGACCGUAGAACAUACCACAAACAUCCUCGAGGACCAUUCUUUCACAGAGUUUAUGGGUGUGUCAGAUGGGAAAGAUUUUGAUGCUUUGACAGAUCCUUCUGCUGGAGAACUUUCGAGUAGGAGGAACCUACCAAAUACAAUGGACAGUAAGAGUGUGUCAGAUGGGCCACAGGACCCCGGCCAGCUGUGUUCCUCGGCAGAGAGUGACCAGGUGAUAAUUCCAGGGACGGUCUUUCGGGUCCUGUGCUACCGAUGGGCGCACCUAAUUGUGCCCCAACCGCCAGAGGCCCUUUAUCACAGUGACUUAGUAGGAGAGAUUCAGUCAGAUGUUUCCGACAGGGACAAGGGGCCCACUUGGGGACCAAGUUCACAUGCUGCCCAGCUGGCUGGCUCUGGCGGAGCAAGUCUGCUUUCAUAGUUUCCGAGUGGGGUUAUGACGUAUGUAGGACCAGCAUAUGCGUUCACAUUGAAUUAAGCGUUCACCUCGAUAGGGAUCAGUCAAUCUCGCGCUCACUCCCCGAGAUGUUUAAUUACGGGCUCUCCCACCGUAUCCUGGUAGCAUCUACCAUAUUUCAUCACAUCUGUGAUUUCUUUGAUUAUUAGAUACGCUAUUAUUUCAUGUAUCAUUAAAGCAAAAUACUUCCAAUUAAACUAUAUCAUAUCAGCAGUUUCAGAGACGUUAAAAAGCACGGGGUGGUGCUGGGGCAGAGAUGCAUCGCAGAGUUGAUAAAAUACAUCCAUUUGGUGCCCAUGGGAUAAGAAAUGCUUUGGGGAAGCACAGGUGAAUCCCCUGAGCAAUUUAAGUGUGGGCUUUGGAAGUUACCCAGGUUGCUUUAUUACAGUGUUUAAUUUUCGUAUUGGAACAAAAUGGGCUUUUGCUAAUAUUCCUGAGGAAAAUAAUGAAUCGUAUAAUUACGAGUACCACCAUCUCUUCCCAUCCAGGGUCACUGUUUUGAUCCCACACCCCAGCCAUAGCUGUGUAAGGGGUAUGGGAGCGCCCGUCUUAGCAAGACAAAGAGCCGACAGAAUUAGAAAGCAGCUCAGUGAAGGAGCAGAUAAUCAGCGUGCCCGUCUGUCUCUCUUGUUUUUUUUUUUUUUUU
Kogia breviceps (pygmy sperm whale) is the source of this 6317-nucleotide messenger RNA. RefSeq names its product kinesin family member 13A (gene KIF13A). NCBI's taxonomy places the organism in Eukaryota, Metazoa, Chordata, Mammalia, Artiodactyla, Physeteridae. Gene Ontology annotation, molecular function: microtubule motor activity; microtubule binding; ATP binding. Gene Ontology annotation, biological process: microtubule-based movement. The record is from RefSeq and is a predicted model, not a curated record.